AUGUUAAAUUUGAUCUUCCAGGACGUGAAGAACAAUGGUGGCGUGGCUGUGACCGCAAAGAACUAUGUCUCGGCAGUGGCAUUUCACAACAUCACCAGGAUCGUCUUCAGGAAGAGAUUCGUGGACGAGCUUGGAGAAAUACUGCCGCAGGGUGUGGAGUUUAAGGUGGGGAUGAAGCUCGAUGCGUCCCUCACCAUGGUGGAGCACCUUCAUUUGCUAGAUGUUUCCGCUCCAGGAGGAGGAAUUCGCCAAGCGCACGAUCCUCGUGCUGCAGUCAGAUUGGUAGGCUAUGCAAGAACUGGAGAUCGCUUCCUACACCAUAAGGACAUGGAUCCGUCCUUUAGAAACAUGGCUGAACAAGCUUUGGCCAAUCUCAAGCAGUGCAUUCAAGGUAGCAAUGACCAAAGAGCAAAACCCUUAAACCCUAAAUCAAACAUGGAGUGGUCCGGGACCAAGGCGAGAGACACGUUUGUCGACUUCUUUGAGCGUCGCGAUCACAAGUUCGUUCGAUCCAGCCCCGUCCUACCUCCACCGGACGAUGCGUCGCUCCUCUUCACGAACUCGGGUGUUGUCCAAUUCAAGCGACUGUUGCUGGGAAAUGGGGGCUCCAUGAGCGCGCUCCGGCGUGCGUGUAACAGCCAGAAGUGCAUUCGCGCUGGAGGCAAGCACAACGAUCUGGACGACGUUGGAAAGGAUAGCUACCACCACACCUUCUUUGAGAUGCUAGGAAGCUGGUCCUUUGGUGACUAUUUCAAAGAGGAGGUGAUCAACUGGGCCUGGGAACUUCUUACGCAGGUUUACAAGCUGCCUCAAGAUCGCCUCUAUGUCACAUACUUCGGCGGUGAUGAAAAACUACGCCUCCCUUCGGAUCUCCAGGCCAGAGAUAUCUGGCUCAAGUUUUUACCUCAUGACCGUGUUCUUCCCUUUGGUUGCAAGGAUAAUUUUUGGGAGAUGGGUGAAGUUGGGCCUUGCGGUCCCUGCAGUGAAAUUCACUUCGAUAGGAUCGGAGAUCGCGAUGCAGCUUCUCUCGUGAAUAGUGACGAUCCUAUGUGCAUUGAGAUCUGGAACUUGGUGUUCAUACAGUUCAACAGAGAAACCGAUGGCAAGCUCACGCCCCUUCCAACGCAAAGUAUCGACACGGGAAUGGGCCUUGAGCGUCUCGUGUCCGUGCUUCAAAACAAAUCAAGCAACUACGACACUGAUUUGUUUCUUCCGCUGUUUGAAGCAAUCCAAAAGGCCACAGGUGCACGGCCAUACUCCGGUAAAAUGGGAAAGGAUGAUACUGAUCUCAUUGACACUGCUUACCGAGUAAUAGCUGAUCAUGUACGAACACUUACGUUUGCUAUUGCUGAUGGCUGUCAACCAGGUAAUGAAGGGCCUGGUCAUGUGUUGAGGCGUAUUCUCAGACGGGCAAUUCGAUAUGGCAUUGACAUCAUGAAAGGUGGAGAUGGUUUCUUCAGCGGCUUGGUCGAUGCUGUUGUAGAAACUAUGGGUGAUGCGUAUCCAGAGCUGAGAACGGCGAGUGAUCGUGUCAAGAGAGUUCUUGCAGAGGAAGAAGCUUGUUUCUCGAGAACGUUAGCAAAGGGUGUUGAACGAUUUCAUAAAGCAGCUGCUGAUGUAAACAAUAGCAUGUUUAGUGGGCAGGAAGCAUUUUUGCUCUGGGACACUUAUGGUUUUCCUCUCGAUCUUACACAGCUCAUGGCUCAAGAGCAAUAUGGAUUCCAUGUGGACGUGCAUGGCUUUCAUCACGAAUUGGAAAAUGCAAAGCAAAAAGCUCGCACUGCUCGUUCCAAGGCCCGUGGGAAUGUCUUCGCACUGGAAUCUAGGGAGAUAGCCCAGCUUCAAAAGUGCGGGAUAAGUCCAACCAAUGACCGGGGUAAAUACCAAGGUUAUGACGAUCAUCAAACCACAGUGGCAGCGAUUGUUACUGCCGAUGGCUUGACACAAACCCUUGAAGCAAACCACGAUGGCAAAGUCGUCGGUUUGAUACUUAAGUCCACUACCUUCUAUGCAGAGCAAGGAGGCCAGAUAUACGAUGUCGGGGCAAUAGAAUCUAGUGUUUUCUCGUUCCAAGUGCUCAAUGUACAAUCAUAUGGUGGAUAUGUUGUGCAUUAUGGAGUCCCUCGAGGGGCUUUGUCUGUUGGAGACAUCGUUUUUGCAAAGGUAGACUACUCUAUUCGGUCGAUGAUAGCACCAAAUCAUACAAGCACUCAUCUUUUGAGCAGUGCAUUAAGAGCUGUGCUCGGAGAUCAUGUCGAGCAGAAAGGUUCCUUGGUGUCCCAUGACAAGCUGAGGUUCGACUUUAGCCAUGGGCAAAGGAUUGAAAUCCAAGAGCUUAAAAAGAUAGAAGACAUGGUGUCAGUGCUCGUGCGUGACGGCUGCGAGGUGUUUUCGAGCGAAAUAAGCCUUGAGAAGGCAAGAAAGAUACAGGGACUCCGGACUGUUGUUGGCGAGAUCUAUCCUGAUCCCGUUCGGGUUGUGGCCAUCGGCGAGCCAGUCUCCAAGCUACUUAAUGAUCCAUCUUGCAUGACCCAUUCAGUGGAGCUGUGCGGAGGAACGCACCUCUCGAACACUAGACAGGCCGAGGCAUUUGCUAUUGUCUCGGAAGAGGGAGUCGCCAAGGGUACGAGGCGAUUGGUUGCGGUGACUGGGAACCUCGCAAAGGAGGCUAUCCAGCGUGCGGAAGAACUCUCUGCGCGUGUGUCCAACGCCUACUCGCUGGAACUCACAGAGCUAGAAAAGGCAAGUUGGAAUUUGCGUUGUGAUUCAUAUUAA
Selaginella moellendorffii is the source of this 2775-nucleotide messenger RNA. RefSeq names its product alanine--tRNA ligase-like. Gene Ontology annotation, molecular function: amino acid binding; ATP binding; nucleic acid binding. Gene Ontology annotation, biological process: alanyl-tRNA aminoacylation; tRNA modification. The transcript has 19 exons. Lineage: Eukaryota; Viridiplantae; Streptophyta; Lycopodiopsida; Selaginellales; Selaginellaceae. The record is from RefSeq and is a predicted model, not a curated record. Bases 1 to 2775 code for a protein of 924 amino acids. Gene Ontology annotation, cellular component: cytoplasm; chloroplast; mitochondrion.